GUGGUUAACAUGACGAACGGAUAGAUAAGAUUAAAUAGGUAUCCAUUAUCUUCCGCCUUCACCAUGAUACAAUACUCUAGCGAGCGCUGGCUGACCUUCCUCUACGGCCUGAUCAUGGUCUGCGGCACCGUCUGCUCCGGUGCCUGCGCCGUCGCCUGGAAUCACUGGAAAUUCGUCCUGGACACCUGCACCAUAGACGUCACCUGCGGCUGUAUAUUGAACGCCAGGUCGACGCAUCGCUAUUUCACCGGAGGACAUGUUUCUUAUUGCCAUUGGGCGGUUUAUGGUCUGUUGCCAUCAGUAGCAGUCGCUUUGGUAUUUUUCAUGUAUCAUGGUUACAGAGUUUGUAUCAAUAGCAAAGGAAAGCCGCCGAAGUCUUAUGAGGAGACUGUUAUUACUUCGAGGUCUCGAGAGCACAUAAGCAUGGUAACCCGCGUCAAAGACACCGCCUCACCUCACAAUGCUCCAAACGACGACGAAGCAAUCCACCUAUGCUGGCCUCCUGCUGCAGCAAUAUGCGCCCUCGUUUUUCUAGUCUGUCUGGUACACGCUUCAAUGUUAACCGACGGCUACUACAAAAGUUGCUACGAAUACAGAACCGAACUCGGUAAAAUCCUGAGGGCCAGCGGAAACCAAGUGGCAGUGAUUCAAUCCCGGUUGGCUUGUACGUCGAUAUUUGAUUUUAUGGAUUAUCUGCAGCCUGAUGUACGUGAUCGACAUCGUGGUGAUUUUAUUAAUACGGCUGCUGCUCUGCAGAGCGCGCUGGUGUCUUCUUGGGUGGGAGUCUUUGCUUGGUUUUUGGCCUUUUUGUUAAAUGUGGGCCAGGCCAGGAGAUCGCGGUUAUUGAGGGAAUAAAAUUGGGAUGAUGAUGUAGUUUUGUUUGAGAUCAAGGGAGUUAGGACUGUGGAAAUUAUGAGACCGGGGUUGUAAAUGUAUAUAUAAUACUUAUUUGAUCACUUUUGCAACGUCAAAAUAUUUUCAUAUC
Ctenocephalides felis (cat flea) is the source of this 985-nucleotide messenger RNA. RefSeq lists its product as uncharacterized. The coding region runs from base 64 to 855 and encodes 263 amino acids. The record is from RefSeq and is a predicted model, not a curated record. The transcript is spliced from 5 exons. Lineage: Eukaryota; Metazoa; Arthropoda; Insecta; Siphonaptera; Pulicidae.